Molecule: messenger RNA, 1281 nt
Organism: Penaeus vannamei (Pacific white shrimp)
Lineage: Eukaryota; Metazoa; Arthropoda; Malacostraca; Decapoda; Penaeidae
Source: RefSeq, a predicted model, not a curated record
AUGGCAGGGGAACGAAAAAGCAAGAAAAGACAAAAAUCAGGCAAGGGUAGGAGCAGACAAGAGGAAAAACGAGACAAGGAUAGGAGCAGAAAAGGAGAAAAUCAAGACAAGCAGAAGGGCAGAAAACGACAAAACCAAGACAAGUUUAACGCGAAACGAACAAAACAACAAAAGGAAGUAAGCGAAGGGAGGCAAGGAAAGGCCACCGAGGAGGAAAAGGAAGUCAAGCCAAGCAGCCGAUCUGAAACGAACAUUAUCAAGGGCCGAAACCUUCAUAACGGAAAGGACAAGAACUCUGAGAAAAUCAACCGACCACAAAGUGCUUCCAAAAACAUUGCAAGAAACACGGGGAAUAUUGAAAUUCAAGACGUAUGUGCGGGGAAAAUCGUCCUGGGAUACGGGGAAUCUGUUGUUAUCUAUACUAACAAUGACCGCCAGAAGGAGAAAUGCAAAAAUAAGAUAAAAACUCCUGAAGGCUCCGAGAUCGGUUUCUUCUGUCCAUUCUUUAAUCUGAACAGCAAAGGGUGUAAGAGGGAACAACUGAAGUUCCGCGGCAAAGUCAACGGCAAGAAGCAAAAUAAAAAGUACUGCAAACUAGACGCCCCAGAUGGCGUCAUAAUCUCCACUAAUAAGCUGAGUAUGGAAUUCAGACGAAAGCAAUUUAAGUCAGAUGAGUUCUCUGGCGGAUUCUUAUGUGAGAUCUACACUGUAGGAGAUGCUCCAACAAUUGCUCCAUCAACUACAGCUUCUCCUCCACCAACUACUGUUCCUCCGUCACCAACCACAGCUCCUCCAUCACCAACCACAGCCCCUCCGUCACCAACCACAGCCCCUCCGUCACCAACCACAGCCCCUCCGUCACCAACCACAGCUCCUCCAUCACCAACCACAGCCCUCCGUCACCAACCACAGCCCCUCCGUCACCAACCACAGCUCCUCCAUCACCAACCACAGCCCCUCCGUCACCAACCACAGCUCCUCCGUCACCAACCACAGCUCCUCCGUCACCAACCACAGCUCCUCCAUCACCAACCACAGCUCCUCCAUCACCAACCACAGCUCCUCCAUCACCAACCACAGCUCCUCCACCUCCAGGAACCACCACCUGCAGUAUCACUAGAGAAUACUGUGAUGGCUGCGGGGUAGCACCAAUUUCCGUUGGGAACACAAGGAUUGUCAACGGAACGGCGGCGUCAGUGGGCGAGUACCCUUACCAAGUGGCGGUUCUAUCCACCAUCGCCGGCAGACAGUAUCAGUGUGGGGGUUCAAUCAUCAAGGAAA